Messenger RNA from Seriola dumerili (greater amberjack), 2652 nucleotides. Its product is annotated as protocadherin gamma-C5-like. Bases 181 to 2652 code for a protein of 823 amino acids. Gene Ontology annotation, molecular function: calcium ion binding. The record is from RefSeq and is a predicted model, not a curated record. Gene Ontology annotation, cellular component: plasma membrane. The transcript has a single exon. Gene Ontology annotation, biological process: homophilic cell-cell adhesion. NCBI's taxonomy places the organism in Eukaryota, Metazoa, Chordata, Actinopteri, Carangiformes, Carangidae.
GCUAGAGGACGGUGGAUGCUGCGUUUAUAUCUUGGAGAUGAAAACGAUACCGUUCAUUUAAGUUUCAGACAUGAACAAAAAUGCUUUAUUUGUGUGUAUGGGAGUAGUUAAUGCUCUCUUGGAACUGGAUUUUAUCUUCGAUUUUCUCGAUGGGAAAUAACAUAUUCUAACGGACCUGAGAUGACAAAGAGAAUGGGAUACCGAGACUUGAGAUGGCAGGCGCUUUGGUGGCAUCAUUUCUUUCUCUUGUGGACUUCAAUAGACGGACAGACUCGUUACAGCAUCCCGGAGGAACUAAAACAGGGCUCUGUGGUAGGAAAUCUAGCCAAAGAUCUGGGUUUGGGACUUUCAGAUAUGUUUGAUCGUAAACUGCGAGUCGCCUCUGAGGCUGGUGAGCAGUAUUUCAGUGUGGAUGCGGGGAAGGGCGAGCUGGUGGUGAAUGACAGAAUAGACAGAGAGGCGUUAUGUGGACAAAGUGCCAGCUGUGUGUUGCCUUUGCAGAUCGUUCUUGAAAACCCGCUAAAUUUGCAUCGUAUUGAGGUAGAAAUAAAAGAUAUAAAUGAUAAUUCACCCAGAUUUCACACAAAAGAAAUGUCUUUGAAAAUUGCCGAAUCGGCAGCAGUGGGGGCUCGUUUUCUUUUGGAGAGUGCAGAGGAUCCAGAUGUUGGAAGUAAUUCGUUGAAAUCAUACACCUUGAAUAAAAACGACUGUUUUACGUUGAAAAUGAAGGAGGUUGAGGAUGGCAAAACAGUCCCCGAGUUAGUGUUAGAGAAGCCUCUUGAUAGAGAGAAGAAAGCAGUUCAUCAGCUGCUACUGACCGCAUUAGACGGGGGGAACCCAGUCAUGUCUGGUACCUCACAGAUCACAAUCACAGUGCUUGAUAACAACGACAAUUUCCCAGUAUUUGAUAAAAAUAUAUAUAAAGUGUCCUUACAAGAGAAUACUGCAAAGGAUACUUUUGUUGUCAAAAUGACAGCAACUGAUGCUGACGAGGGACCAAACGGAGAAGUUGAAUUUUCUUUUGGCUUGCGGACACCGGAUUCCGUCUCAUCGGUGUUUGAGGUAAAUUCUGUAACAGGCGAAAUAUAUUUGACAGGAGACUUAGAUUAUGAAAGAGCCACAUCUUACAAAAUUGAAAUAACUGCGAAAGACAAGGGGGUUCCUGAAAUGGAGAGUCACUGUCGUCUACAGAUUGAUGUUGUAGAUGUUAAUGAUAACACUCCAGAUAUUGUUCUCACUUCUGAACCGCAGCCAGUGCGCGAGGAUGCACCAAGUGGCACAGUGGUGGCUCUGCUCAACGCACGUGACGCUGACUCCGGUAAUAAUAGCAAAGUGACAUUGCAACUACCCAAAGGGUCUCCCUUUACUCUAAAGCCAUCUUUUUCGAAUAAUUACGCACUAAUUACAAAUGGUCCUUUAGACAGAGAGAGUUUCUCAGAGUAUAACAUUGAGAUAACUGCCACUGAUUCAGGCUCUCCUCCUCUGUCCAGUAAGAAAACUAUACCAGUCAGCAUCACUGAUGUGAAUGACAACCCUCCUGUAUUCACUCAGCCCUCCUAUAAUGUAUAUUUAAAAGAGAAUGGGGUACCAGGAUCUAUACUGUACUCAGUAUCAGCCUCUGACCUGGAUUUUGGUGAAAAUGCUAAAAUCUCUUACUCUAUACUGGACUCUAAAGUGCAGGACGUUUCUGCCUCGUCGUAUGUUUACAUUAACUCAGAUAACGGCAGCAUCUACAGCAUGCACUCGUUUGACUAUGAGAAACUGAAGGUGUUUCAGAUUCAGGUUCAGGCAAAGGAUCAGGGCUCUCCGUCUCUCAGCAGUAACGCCACUGUCCAUGUUUUUAUCCUGGACCAGAACGACAACGCCCCCGCUGUUAUUUACCCCUCCUCCGCUGCCCUGGGCUCCCUCUCUCAUCAGAGGAUGCCCCGCUCCGCUAAAGCGGGUCACCUGGUUACUAAGGUGACGGCCGUGGACGCUGACUCGGGCCAUAACGCCUGGAUCUCCUACAAACUGGCGGAGGCCACAGACGCCUCUCUGUUCACUGUCAAUCUGUACACAGGGGAGGUGAGGACUAAACGCGCUGUGUCCGAGCAGGACGACUCCUCUCAGAGGCUGCUUAUAGAGAUCAGGGACGACGGGGAACCGGUCCAGUCCUCCACCGUCACGGUGUCCAUCCUGCUGGAGGACGGUCUCCAUGAGCCCAUCUUAGACCUCCGACAGAAAGCGGCCGAGCCCAGCAAGAAAACUGGGAGAAUCACCCUUUAUUUGAUUCUGUCUCUGGCCUCGGUGUCCGUGCUGUCUCUGUUGACUUUUCUCAUCUUAGCGGUUAAAUGCAUCAGGAGCAGCAGAAGCAGCGGUAGCUGCUGCAUGAGACGGUCCGACUGUGAUGAUUACAAGAACCCCAACAGAAACCUGCAGAUUCAGCUCAACACUGAUGGACCUAUAAAGUACGUGGAGGUCCUGGGAGGAGACAUGUUGUCUCAGAGUCAGUCCUUCAGGUCCUGCAUGUCUCCAAUGUCAGAGUACAGUGAUUUCACUCUGAUUAAGCCCAGCAGCACCACUGACUUUAAGGAGGUGAUCAGUGUCCUGGAUGCGUCUUUACCCGACAGCACCUGGACCUUUGAGAGCCAGCAGGUGAGCAGAAAACAAUAG